Messenger RNA from Anolis sagrei ordinatus, 1577 nucleotides. It is a transcript of the gene LSM2, whose product is annotated as LSM2 homolog, U6 small nuclear RNA and mRNA degradation associated. Gene Ontology annotation, cellular component: catalytic step 2 spliceosome; P-body; U6 snRNP. The record is from RefSeq and is a predicted model, not a curated record. Lineage: Eukaryota; Metazoa; Chordata; Lepidosauria; Squamata; Anolidae. Gene Ontology annotation, biological process: mRNA splicing, via spliceosome. Gene Ontology annotation, molecular function: RNA binding.
CUUUCCUGCUUCACGCGAAGGCAGCGCUUCCGCUUGUUUCGUCUCCUGAGCGUUCGCAGAGGCUCUCACCACGCAUGCGCAGCCCGGGAAGUUCUUUCUGGUCCAGGGGCUUCGAUCCACGCGGGUUCUGUGCGGCGGGAGUUGCCGGCGGCUGUUAUGCUCUUCUACUCCUUCUUCAAGUCCCUGGUAGGGAAGGACGUAGUGGUCGAACUGAAGAAUGACUUGAGCAUAUGUGGGACCCUGCACUCCGUGGAUCAGUACCUGAAUAUCAAGCUCACAGACAUCAGUGUAACAGAUCCAGAAAAAUACCCUCAUAUGCUGUCUGUCAAGAACUGCUUCAUCCGCGGCUCUGUUGUUCGCUAUGUUCAGCUUCCAGCUGAUGAAGUCGACACCCAACUUCUGCAGGAUGCCGCACGAAAGGAGGCCCUCCAGCAGAAGCAGUGACACCUUCCUUCUUUUUUCUCCCUUUCCACCCUAAUUUCCCCCCAGAAGUGCUGGAAGAAAGCUAAACCAGCUUCUUUAUGGGAGGGAACCAGCAGUGUGUGUGUGUAUAUGUGUCUGUAUGUGGGUACAUUCAAGUGUACUGUUGGGUGAGAAAAUCCAUGUGAAUAUUUUCCAUUUCUUUUGUCCCUCCCAGAGGCAACUCUAGUGGGGGAAUAUUGUAUUCUGUUUCCACUACACGGAUGAAACCCAUUACUGGGAUAACACCAGUGCUUUUUGUUUUCUAAACUCCUAUUGCUAGUAGCUCAAUUUUUGUUUUUCUACCGAACUCUCCCUCUGUCCCAUUCAGCAUUUCAUUUCUGUAGCACUGUUUACUGCUGAGAAAGUAUCUCUCAGCAAAGGUCUGUUUCCAUAUUAAUGUAUAAAAGAAAUGCAUGCAGACACUUCUGUAAUACAUCCUCCCAGUUGUCCUCCAGGAAUGUUGGGAUACAAUCACAACAAUCCUUUUUAGCUAAAAUGGAGAAUGUUGUGAAUGUUGUAGUCCAACAUAUCUGAAGGAGCCUUAGUUGGAGGAGAUUGCUUUAGUCUUCCUCUUCUAUACAAUGGUCACAAAGGAUGGCUAAAAGCUAGACUGUCUUUUGGCUACAAGCUCUUUCCAGUUUUCUCUUGUCUAACCUCAAAAAGGUAAAUUUGGGAAGUGUUUGAAGUCAUUCGAGAUUUUGUCUUUGGAUACCACCCUUUUUGUUGAUAAUUUAAAAACACGCUGAAGGACUCUUGCAGAACCUUUGGUGCCAACAUCAUUUCUGUCCCAUAAUCUUAUUUUAUUCCAUCCAGUGUUCACCUGUAAUCUCUUAAUAAGAGUGAUAUAUUCAAAUAAAUUUUUGUCUUUUGGGCCUCUAAAGGAUACUAGCAGCCUAGGUCCACUACCUUUCUGAAGCAAGAGAAGUUUGCUACUUCAUUGGUUUUGUUCCUGCAAAAAGAGUGAAACAACGCAUAUUCGUGCUUCUGAAGUUUUGUUAUCCUAGUGAUUUCCAUCCAGGGGUGUGUGGGAUGACUUUUUUGUAUUUACAAGGGAUGUUUUGAAAAAGAAAUAUGUAACAUUUAAACUAUGGAAGAAUAAAAUGUUGAAUUUGAAA